Molecule: messenger RNA, 1697 nt
Organism: Schistosoma rodhaini
Lineage: Eukaryota; Metazoa; Platyhelminthes; Trematoda; Strigeidida; Schistosomatidae
Source: the annotation of a GenBank genome assembly
AAAGCGGCCUUGAGUAGUAAAGUUGUUACACUUCUCAUCAGCACAGCUAUAAAGAAACAAAACAUAUGGAAUAAUGCUCCAAAUGACAGUUAGAAUUAAGCACAGAGGAUUUACUCCUCGCGUUUUGUAAACAAGCAGUUUUGAAUUCACAAAUCCGAAAUCUGUACGCAAUAAAGUUAUUUAUUUCGGUCCUUAGAUCUACUACUAGCAUUAAGACCUGUGGAUUAUUUUUUGAGUUUUAAUCGAAUCAAUCGUCAGUGAGACCAUAAUUUAUGGACGACCUUUGAGCGACGCUAGAGUGACCUUGAGAGCGUCCACUUACUGAGUAGAAGCAUUGAACGUAACUGUGCAGUUCAUCAUCUAAAUAAAUACACUUAAUUUGAGUUUGUUAUUUACAACUUCAAUGUAGCAUGAACACACACCUGGUUGAAUACUCCUCUAGCGAUGAAAAGACUGAAAAACUGGAGCUGCCUAUAACACUCCAAGAUUUAAAUUCCGAUUCCUUUCGUUUUUUUGUUCGUGAAGAUGAUCCUUCGAAGCAUGAUUUUCGUAGUAGAACUUUUCCUCAUGAACCUGGGAGUUGGGCUACUUCCGUUUAUAUUGCAUGUUAUCAUUUGCAUUCUAGAAUACUUGAGGCGAUCAAAGACCCCGUAAUUCAAUCAAAUCCUGUAAUGGCUGAUUGUUAUACUGUGGAUUCUCCUCAUAUAAGUUUGUCGAAGACAUGGCCUAUUUAUUUUCAUUGGAUUGAGAAUGUUGUUGGUAAUCUUCGUUCUGCUGUAAAAUCUUUUGGAAAGUUCUGGAUUGCACUUGAUGGUGUAGAAGUUCUUGUAAAUGAAGAAAAUACACGAUCAUUUUUUACUUUAGUAGCUUCUGAAGAGUCGCGUAUAGUACUGAUUUCUCUACUCAAUUCUGUUGAUCCAUGUGUCACUGCGUUUAGAGGACCAAAGUAUUAUGAGAAUCCUAAAUUUCAUAUGAGCUUUUUGUGGUGUAAUGGGAAUGUUCGUAAGAAGUAUUCAACAGAAACACUAAACAAUUUUUCGAUGGCUUUGCAAAAAGCAAUAUUUGUAGAAUCUAAAAAAAUAUUCCAUGAAGUUACAGAUAUAGUGUGCAAAAGUGGAAACAAAUAUUUCGACAUAAAUAUAUUGUAAUUUUUUAUGUAAAUAGAUGUACUGUGCUUUGAAAUAUUCAUAUUUCUUUACAAGCUUAUUUAUUCUGACGCGCACAAAAAUAAUCAGUCUUAUCGGCAUUCAUUCAAAUUAAAAUAAACCGGAAUAGUUUGGUAUCAAAGUAGGAUAUGAGUUCUAAAAGCACAAGUAAGACAUUUAGAGGCCCGAUAUCUGACUCGAAGUGGGUUGUAUAAUUGUUUGUUAUUGAAUGAUUGCUGUCGAAAUAUAUAUAUCGCCAAUCGUAUAUAAUCAUUGACUUAAAUCGCGAUGGUGAAUAACAGAACUAAAUAAGUCAAAUACGAGAAUGGGUUUUUGAAUACGUAUAUUCUGUACAAUCGUUGAUACGAAAGCGAAACAAAAUAAAAUUACGCGCAAUGGAGAAGGCGAUUGAGCCAACUUGAUUUAAUCAAGCGUAAAUCAAUAUUUAUAGCCAAACAAAAACAAGUUACAGACAUGACUAAGAUAAUAAAUGCACACAUAUACGUCUACAUGGAAACAGUCAAGAUUGAUAAGCGAAUAAUUAACAAGAUC